Molecule: messenger RNA, 1100 nt
Organism: Phytomonas sp. EM1
Lineage: Eukaryota; Euglenozoa; Kinetoplastea; Trypanosomatida; Trypanosomatidae
Source: the annotation of a GenBank genome assembly
CAGGCUUUGAGUUUCAUUUAAUAGCCAUGACAACAGCAACCUAUUGCCUUGAACGUCAAGUCCGGUCUAUUUGUCCGCUUUAUCAUUUCCUAAAUACCGAGCAGGAAUGCCACCGAUUUUUGGUAGGGUCAUCCAAUUGCACGGCAAAAAAUAAAAUUCAUCUUUUAGAAUUUCAAGAUGAAACAAACACUUUGGAGUGCAGUGUUGUAUGGAAUCAUGAAUCUGAAAUAAAUGGGAUGUGGAGCUCGCCAUCGCUUUCAGGGAAAAGCCUGCUGGCUACUGCUUCAACAAAAUCUUUUCAGGUGCUUCAAGUAUCCGAAAACCUGUUAAUGGAACCAAAGCAGAUAUUGUCGCUUAAUAAAGGGAUAACACAAGCACUGUGGGAUUUAGAGGGACUUCAAAAUGAUCUCAAAAUAGUGCAACCUCAAACAAUAUCUACUUUAUCGCUAGAGACCGAUAAAAUUGGUGCAGAAACAACAUCUUAUAGUAUCGACUGUGAACGAAUUUUCCACGCUGCACUCGACCCACAUCACUCUUUUCUAUGCCUUUUAUCAUGUGCUGGGUCAGGUUUGCAACUUGUUGACUUUCGCUCCAAGCAAGCAAUUAAAAUGGAGAACACGGACAAUUUACAUGGAUUUCAGGGAACUUUGCAUGUUGAUUUUAGCACUACAAAACCUAAUAAAAUUCUCACCUGUGGUCACGAUGGAAUUGUUCAUAUACAUGAGUUUCGUAUGAACUCUAAAAAUAUAGACGUCGAACAUAAAAGGCAUAUCAGAGCUCAUGAACAUACAGUACGGCGUGCACUCUUUAAUUCUUUUCAUGAUAGCCUUGUUUUAAGCGGAAGCUCUGAUCAGUCACUAAAAUUGUGGGAUCUUGAUGAUGUUGAAAAGCCUAACUGCAUCAGGCAGUUAGGCUGUCUUGGGGAUACAGUUAUGGAUAUUUUCUGGAGUAGUAACGGUCCUUGGGUCUUCGGUGGUGUAUCAUAUAACGGAAGAGUUAUGGUAGACACGGUUCCAAGUGAAAAAAAAAUGAGUAUUUUGCUGGAAGAGCAAAAAUAAUUCUUCCUUUUUUUGAACUAUGUUCUGAAGAGCAGACUAAUA